Paramecium octaurelia is the source of this 837-nucleotide messenger RNA. The record is from the annotation of a GenBank genome assembly. Lineage: Eukaryota; Ciliophora; Oligohymenophorea; Peniculida; Parameciidae.
GAAAUGGAAUAUCAAUCUGUUCCCCAAACUGAAUACCAAGAUCAAAAAGCUUCAGUUGAUUCAUCCUUGCUCGGAGAUGCUUAAAAGAAUUUCGCCAAAAAGGUCUUCUCUAUUGUAGGCAUUUAACUCCUGUUCACUUCAGCAGUAACAUACGGAGCUAUGAGUAAUAAAUUUUUUGAUGAAUUAUGUGAAUACCUCUAUAUACCAGCUUUAAUUGGUUCAAUUGUUACAGGAUUAUGGAUUUACUUAAGCCCAUGUAAAUUUAAAUUUUUAUUUAUUUCUAUCAAGCUUCAGCAAGAAAAUAUCCAAAGAAUUAUAUUUUACUCAGUGUCUUUACCCUCUGUGAAGCCAUCGCAUUAGCCAUUACAUGUUCUGCAAUUGGUGAUCCUGAAAUCAUUUUCCAAGCAUUCAUAAUUACAACCGGUAUCGUUAUUGCUUUGGCCACGUAUGCUAUGACAACUAAAAAUGAUCUCUCAUAUCACGGGGCUGCUGGUAAAUAUAUUCAAUUACAGAUUUAGUUUUCCUACUCUCAUUCGGUUGCUUGAUGGCUGGUCUUGUCUAUUUUAUCUUCAGCAGCUCUUUUGCAUAUUAAAUUUACUUGAUUGGAGGUGCUAUAUGUUUAGGAUUAUAUUUGGUACUAAUUCAUAAUUAACCCAGGUAUACGAUAUCUAAUUGAUCAUCGGAGACAAAUAAUUAAGAUUAACUGUUGAUGAUUACAUCUUGGGAUCCAUUAUGAUUUACACAGAUAUAAUCAAAAUUUUUAUCAGAGUUGUCAAAAUCUUAAUGAAAGAGAAGAAAGAGAAAUGAGCUUUAUUCAAUCUUCAUUAAAUUCAAUUG